Messenger RNA from Macrosiphum euphorbiae (potato aphid), 2724 nucleotides. The record is from the annotation of a GenBank genome assembly. Lineage: Eukaryota; Metazoa; Arthropoda; Insecta; Hemiptera; Aphididae.
AUGCGGCUGGUGCAGAGCAUCGCGGGCCGACGCGAGUCCGCGGACGCGCAACCCGCCACGUCCACUAGCAGCACGCGCCUGCUUCACCAUGGCCAGUCGGCCGACCUCGAGCAGAUCAGCAUCGUCUCAUCGAACGCCACUCCUUCGCAAGUGACGUACGGAACUGGUCUGGUCACGGCCAACGGGCCCAGGAUAGUACCAGGAACAAUCACCAGCACAGGGCGGAUUGGCGAACGACUUAGCAUAUCUGGCACGAGAUUAGAUACUGGGAGUCCAGUAAGAUUCGGUACUAAAUCCAGUGUCGAAUCGCUUAGGCUCUCUGCUGGCCGACAAAGCUUACUCGACUUGGUAGGAUGUAGAUUCGGCGUAAGUCGAAAACCACCUCAGACCUGUUUCUCACACUCCAGAGACUCGUUGACGCCGGUGUACACAAACCAGACUAGCAGUUGUCUGCCAGGUGGCAUAGCCAGCUCGGAUUCGGACAUAGCGGCCAAGGCGGGCGGCAAAUCGUCGUCCGGCCAGCACCGUCCGAGCCGGGUCAACUUUGAUGGCGCCGGCGCCGGGGCGGGCGACGGUGGUAGCGGGGGCGGUGAUGGGGGUACCGCAGGAAGUGGAAGUGCUUCCGGUGCAGCGGCGGCGGCGGCGUCAAGUGGCGGUGGUGGAGCCGACGGCGCUGGUGGAGGCAGCACCACGACUGGUAGGGCGUCGUAUAACAACGCCCGCGGUUCCAUCUGCUUCGACGGCGGCCGGCAGAAGAACGGCGGUCCCCGGCAGUACAGAGACCGGACGUCCGACCGCGUCAAGGGCAUACGGUGGUCGUUUGUGUUCGACCCCGCCGGACAGCUCUGCUACUACUGGAACAUGGUCGUGUCCAUGGCAUUCCUCUACAACUUCUGGGUGAUCAUAUAUCGGUUCGCGUUCAGCGAAAUCAACAGGAACACGAUAGUGGUGUGGUUUUGUUUGGACUAUAUAUGUGAUCUGCUUUACGUGAUCGACAUAUUAUUUCACUUCCGCACGGGUUACCUGGAGGAUGGCGUGCUGCAGACGGAUGCCGCCAAACUGCGCAACCAUUACAUGAACUCGACUACGUUCUACAUAGACUGCCUGUGCCUGUUGCCGUUGGACUUCCUGUACCUGUCCAUAGGGUUCAACUCCAUCCUCCGAUCGUUUCGGAUAGUGAAGAUCUACCGGUUCUGGGCGUUCAUGGACCGGACCGAGCGGCACACCAAUUACCCCAACCUCAUCCGAUCCGGCAGCCUCAUCCACUACCUGUUGGUGAUAUUUCACUGGAACGGGUGCCUGUACCACAUCAUCUACAAGAACAACGGGUUCGGUAGCAAAAACUGGGUAUACACGGACUCGGACACCGAGGAGACGGACACGGUCAAGCGGUACCUGCAGAGCUACUACUGGUGCACGCUGGCUUUGACCACCAUCGGUGACCUGCCCAAACCCAGGAGCAAUGGCGAGUACGCGUUCGUCAUAUGUCAGUUGCUGUUCGGUCUUCUACUGUUUGCAACCGUGCUCGGCCACGUGGCAAGUAUAGUGGUGAGCGUGAGUGCGGGCCGCAAAGAAUUCCAAGCGAAAUUGGACGGUGUUAAAACGUACAUGCGAAUGAGAAGAGUACCGAAUCACUUGCAGACCAAAGUGAUUAAAUGGUUUGACUACCUCUGGUUAACGCAAAAAUGUUCAGACGAAGAAAAAGCCAUUAGCUGUUUACCGGAUAAACUAAAAGCUGAGAUCGCAAUAAACGUACACUUGGACACGCUGAAAAGGGUUGAAAUCUUUCAAAACACAGAAGCCGGAUUCCUCUGUGAACUGGUGUUGAAAUUAAGACCCGUGUUGUUUUCUCCUGGAGAUUAUAUUUGCAGAAAAGGGGAAGUUGGCAAAGAAAUGUACAUAGUAAGCAGAGGGAAACUACAAGUGGUCACCGACGAUGGCAAGUCGGUUCUUGCAGUACUUCGAGCAGGGUCAUAUUUCGGAGAAAUCAGUAUACUUAAUAUGGGGACAGCAGGGAAUAGGCGAACCGCUUCAGUCCGGUCAGUAGGCUAUAGCGAUCUGUUCGUUUUGUCAAAAAAAGACAUGUGGGAUGUGCUCAAAGAAUACCCUACUGCCAGAAUCAGACUAGAGGCAAUAGCUACCAAACGUCUGGAAAAGUACAAAACUGAACCUAGUCCAGACGAUAAAUUAGAAGGAUUAGUCGGAAGGCGAUGCAAGUCGACGCCCGGAAUCGUAGAAAGCCAAAUUAAAGUAGAAGAUGAGAUGUGGUUGCAAUCCAGCGAAGGUCUUUUAAGGCCAGCGGCUACAUUUAAUAGCAACAUCAAUAACAGGACUUCGUUCAGUCCUACCGCAAGUCCUAGUUUCAGAUCAAAUGCCGCAGCAACAUUAGAAUCCCCUCUGUCUAGUAAAUAUUCUCUAGAUCAAGAACACCACCAUCACCACCAUCACCAUGUUCCAGAUGCUCAAAAACCACAAGCAACCACUUCAGGUGUAGGUAAAGAUGCAACGAUGGUGUCCGCAUUGGAAGCGGAAAUUAAUAGACUUCAAGAACGUUUGAUAGCUGUAGAAACAGAGAACUUGUAUCUCAACAAAAAAGUUACUCAACAGCGGUGGGACAUGGACCACAGGCUUGCUGAAAUUGAGAUGCAGAUUUGUAAAGACGUUGGAAGUAGUGCAGAUAGUAGUUGUGAUGAUAACGAAAGAAAUAAAGAGUCGAUCAUCUAA